This is a messenger RNA of Cryphonectria parasitica EP155, 1409 nucleotides long. RefSeq names its product CoA-transferase family III. The coding region runs from base 76 to 1266 and encodes 396 amino acids. Lineage: Eukaryota; Fungi; Ascomycota; Sordariomycetes; Diaporthales; Cryphonectriaceae. The record is from RefSeq and is a predicted model, not a curated record. Gene Ontology annotation, molecular function: catalytic activity. The transcript is spliced from 5 exons.
UCUCGGCACUCAUCGACGGCUGCACCUGCUGCCGCCCCUGGGCUGCUUCCUCUGGAGGGAUAUCGGGUCCUUGACAUGACCCGAGUCUUGGCUGGCCCAUAUUGUACUCAAAUCUUGGGCGACCUUGGCGCCGAGGUGAUCAAGAUCGAACACCCCGUCCGUGGAGACGAUACCCGGGCGUGGGGCCCUCCCUAUGCUCAAUACAAGGCCGACUCGAACCACAAGGGCCCUGGGGAAGCAGCAUACUUCCUAGGUGUCAACCGGAACAAGAAAUCUUUAGCUCUAUCCUUCCAGGACCCAGCAGGCGUCGAGAUCCUACACAAGCUCGCCGCCAAGUGUGACAUCCUGGUAGAGAACUACAUCCCAGGCGCGCUGAAGAAGUAUGGUCUCGACUUUGAGACCAUCCACAAGAUCAACCCUGGGCUCAUCUAUGCCUCCAUUACGGGGUACGGUCAGACCGGCCCGUACUCACAACGCGCCGGUUACGAUGUCAUGAUCGAGGCCGAGUUCGGACUCAUGCACAUCACGGGCACCAGAGACGGACCACCUGUGAAGGUCGGCGUGGCUGUGACUGACCUGACCACCGGUCUGUACACGAGCAACAGCAUCAUGGCCGCCCUGCUGGCUCGGCAGAAGUCCGGCAAGGGCCAGCACCUGGAUGUGGCUCUGAGCGACUGUCAGACGGCCACCCUGGCCAACAUUGCAAGCAGCUGUCUCAUCAGCGGGGCAAAGGACACCGGGAGAUGGGGCACCGCACAUCCAUCCAUCGUUCCAUACAAGGCCUUCAAGACCAAGGAUGGCGAUAUCCUCUUCGGCGGCGGAAAUGAUCGUCUGUUCGGCAUCCUCUGCGAUGGCCUUGGGAAGCCAGAGUGGAAGGACGACCCUAAAUUCAAGAUCAACUCGCAGCGUGUCGCCAACAGAGACGAGCUCGAGGCAGAAAUCGAGAAGGUCUCGACGCAGAAGACAACCCAGGAAUGGCUCGAGGUGUUUGAGGGCAGCGGCCUGCCCUAUGCUGCAGUGAACGAUGUGCAGGGGACGCUGCAGAACGAGCACACGAGGGCGCGCAAUAUGGUGAUCGAGGCAGAUCAUGAGGAAUGCGGCCCGAUCAAGCUCGUCAACACGCCCAUGAAGUUUUCAGGGAGCAAGCCCGGGCUCAGGACGCCACCGCCGUCCUUGGGUCAACAUACGGACGAGGUGCUCAAGGAAUAUCUUGGGUAUGAUGAGACCCAGAUUACUAGCCUAAAAGAGAAGGGCGUGGUGAGGUGACGCUAGACUAGACGCAUUAGACAACAAUUUACAGGUGGAACAGCCUGCGGUGACGAUGCAUGUUCUGAGGCUCGAUCCAGGAACAUUAACUGCUAAGUAUACAGAGGUUCCAGUCAUUUCAUAAAGAAAAGGAACGUCUCACC